GUGUAGCAGCAGCUUUGCCAUUUUUAGGUACGGAGGCCAAGCCAGUUGGAGCGACCGCUGUGUUUUGCAGAAGCGAGGGCUGACGACUGGAUGUUUCCCAGCCAUUUGCAGUGAAAGAUGGCUGAUCUUUGCACGAGGCUCUGGGUGCUUCUGGCAAACCUCUGGCUGAUGGCUCUGGUCACAGGUGGGAUCUCAGCAGACAAGAACAACACCACGAACAGCACAGGCGGCGGGUGCCCCAUGGUGCAGCAGCACCCACGGUACGUGGCGGCCAAGAAGAACACGCCCGUCCACUUCAUCUGCUACACCCAGGAGCCCCAUAACGUGCAAUGGUACAAAACGGUGGAGGACAGCAAUGACUUCUACGAGCUGGAUCACAACACCUCCCGCUACAGCAUUACGAGGAAAGACAAGUUAAUCAACUUCACCAUCUUCAGGAUCACCUACGAGGACAACGGCAUCUACGUGUGUGACAGCAAGAACCUCAUGGUGGAGAAGAAGCAGCCGCACUUGUGCGGGACAGAGCUCAGAGUCAUGGGUCACAGUAACAUCCAGCAGCUCCAGAGCCGGAACACCCUGAAAGAUGCCAUCAUCAUCAUCCAGUCCAUCCUGCUUGUCAUCUUCAUCAGUGUUCCCGUGCUCCUCUUACUAGAUAAAGGUGAAAGCAAGGAAAGCCCGGAGGAGGACCACACCUACGAGGGUCUGGAGGUGGAGCAGAUGGCCACCUACGAGGACAUCACUCCUUUCCGGGACGUGAAGGCCAAAUGGACAGUUGGGGAGCACCCGGGUGAAGAGUGAGGGGUCCUGCACCGGCACCGGCGGCACGGCUCCCUGCCAGCACCCUGCCAGCACCCGUGGGGACGGGCCCCCGGCUCCUGCCCUGGACCACGGCUCUGCCUGGAUCCCAGGCUGCGAUCCCGGGCUGCCAACCACCUCCAGCAGCCUUGCGCAGAGCUCGGGUCCUGCUGCCCUUGGGUGCUCGCUUUGCCGCGGCCGGGCUGUGCCCACCAAGGCUGCCCUGCCCCGGCUGUCGCUCUCACCGCCCCACUGAUGAACCCCUAAAGCCUAUGUAGAAAUAAGGAGCCACCUGCAAUCCCCCCGGUAGCAAACUGGCCCCAAACCUCAGGCAGCCCCACAGCAUGGUGCUGAGCUCCUGCAUGGUCACCGCAAGGGAGUCCCAGGGCAGGUGGUGGGUGUCCUCCAGCCCCACCAUCCCUGGGAAGGAGAGGACCAGGCGCGAUCACUCUCUGUGUUGCGAGGACCCUCCUGGGCUGCGAGACCCCGCUGCAGCCCUGGCAGAGGAGCCAAGGUGAGCCACACCACCUGGGUGUUCUAAGAAGUGGAUUUUGGGCCACUCUUUAGCUCUCAAGCCACGGAUGUGUCCAGCAGGCCAAGCUGGCAGUUGUCUGUGAUGAAGCAUCCUCCAAAAGCACCUCUUUCUCCCCAAAGACUCCAGGAAAAGCUGGGGAGGCAGCUCUCACCUAGAUGGUCUUGCACAAGUCUUGCUCCUCUCCAGGCAUGAGCUGGUCACAAGGACAAGCCCCCAUGGUGAGGGACACAUCCAACCUCAGACCCUGUGGGAAAGAUGUAAACUGUGGGACACAAAUGUCCAACUGCUUUUUCAAGUCUUAAUAAAGGUAAUGGGUAAAAUCGCA
Messenger RNA from Tyto alba (common barn owl), 1655 nucleotides. RefSeq names its product CD79b molecule (gene CD79B). NCBI's taxonomy places the organism in Eukaryota, Metazoa, Chordata, Aves, Strigiformes, Tytonidae. The transcript has 6 exons. Gene Ontology annotation, cellular component: B cell receptor complex; external side of plasma membrane. Bases 118 to 798 code for a protein of 226 amino acids. Gene Ontology annotation, biological process: B cell receptor signaling pathway; B cell differentiation. The record is from RefSeq and is a predicted model, not a curated record.